This is a messenger RNA of Cladocopium goreaui, 372 nucleotides long. Lineage: Eukaryota; Dinophyceae; Suessiales; Symbiodiniaceae. The record is from the annotation of a GenBank genome assembly.
AUGGCCUUUCUGUGUCUGGCGUUGCUCAGUCGCUUUGUGCAUCCCAAGACCUGGGGCUGGGGCGUGCUGGUCUUCUAUGUGCUGAUGGGCAUUGGAAGGGCCGUCUAUGAGAGCACCAACAAAGCCAUCUUCGCCGAUUUCUUCCCUGGGGAGAAGAGUGCAGGUGCCUUUGCCAACGUCUUUGUCUUUGGCACCAGCGCCUCCACCUUGGCUUUCGCCUUUGGGGCCAGCAACCAGGAUACCGAAGAGUUGGUCCUGCUGAUCACCUUUGCCGUUUUGACCGUGCCAGGCUACCUCCUGGCGUCGCUCAUGAAGCGUCGGGAGGAUGCUUCCCAGGCGGCAGACUCGAAAGAUGCAUCUGUGUCCGUGUAA